Messenger RNA from Heterotrigona itama, 2580 nucleotides. Lineage: Eukaryota; Metazoa; Arthropoda; Insecta; Hymenoptera; Apidae. The record is from the annotation of a GenBank genome assembly.
AGGAAUAUUUCCGUGAAUAUCUUCGCGAAGUUAUUGGUAUUAAUACGAUGAAUGAAGACUGGUGAAUAUCUAAACAUAACUAAAUAACAAUUACGAUGUUGCAAUGUAAUGUCGAUAAUAUUUGAGUAUGCUUACCAAUAUCUAAUUCGAAAAAAAAUAUUCUUUAAUAAACAAAUAUCAUGACAAUUCUCUAACUUCUAGAGGUUAUGUUGCUAAGUAACUAAUUUUGUAUUAAGUUAACGAAUUCGUGAAAGAAUUAAUUCUUUGCAAUAAACAUUGCGAAAAUGGCAUAUUUAACAAGAAAAGAAAUAGAUGAAAUGAAACCACAAAUUGAGAAAGCAGUUCACAAAUUUCUUGGUUUUGGGGAGCCUGCUAUUGUUACAACGGCUGUCAAUUGUAUUACUUCAGGUUAUGAUAAACGCAAAACAGCAGAUAAAUUAUCUGCUCUGCUAGAAGAUAAAAAAGCUUCAAAACUAACUGAGAAAAUAUUUACAAUAUAUGAUGAUGCUAAAGCAGCACAAAAAAAUAAAAAACGAAAUCAUGUGGAAGAUAAGGAUAAAGAUAAAGAUGCGAAAAAACCCAGAUUUAAAGAUGAUGAAGUCAAAAAUGAAAAAACGACAGAAGCACAGUUAUCUGCGGAUAAGAUAAGACAAAUGAUGGCUAAUGCUCAAAGAGAAAUUGAAGAAAGAAAAAGGGCAUUAAAAGCUAUAAAACAAGAAGAAGCUGCUCCGAUGAAACCUCUACUGAAAACACGAGAUUCCUUACCAACCGUAGGAAGCAUGUAUAAUCAGGGUUUACUAAGUAAAACAGAUUCUGACAAAGCACGAAAAAUUGCUGCUUUACAAGCUCAAAUUAGAAGUAAACUAAGUUCUGGACUACUGGGUAACGUUAGCAUCCCAGAUAAACCAACGCCUUUGAUCUUAGAUGAAUCUGGAAGAACUGUAGAUAUAACAGGCAAGGAAGUACAGCUUACACAAGUAGUACCAACAUUAAAAGCUAAUAUUCGAGCAAAGAAACGUGAAGAAUUUAAAGCCCAAUUGCAAGAAUCAAAAGGACCAGAAGAGAUCCAAGAUACACACUUUUUUGAUACUAGAAUAGGGGUCAAACCGGCAGUACGAGGCAAACGUACACUCAAAUUUCAUGAACCUGGAAAAUUCCAGCAAUUGGCAGAAAGAAUUCGUAUGAAAGCCCAAUUAGAGAAGUUACAAAAUGAAAUUAGUCAAAUUGCUAGAAAAACUGGUAUAAGUUCAGCAACUAAAUUAGCCCUCAUAGCACCGAAAACGGAAGCUCUUAGCGAAGAUGUGCCUAAUGUAGAAUGGUGGGAUUCUGUUAUAUUAACAGGAGGUUACCCAAACGAAGAUGAACCUACUACUAUCAAAAGUUCCACUAUUACAAAUCUUGUAGAACAUCCGACGCAAAUGCGGCCACCAACUGAUCCUCUGAAACCAAUAUACAUGCCCGUAUUUUUAACAAAAAGAGAACGCAAAAAAUUACGCAGGCAAAAUAGACGAGAGGCAUGGAAAGAAGAACAAGAAAAAAUUCGAUUAGGUCUUGAACCUCCUCCAGAGCCAAAAUUACGAAUUUCAAAUCUUAUGCGAGUAUUAGGCACAGAAGCUGUACAAGAUCCUACGAAAAUAGAAGCUCACGUCCGACAACAAAUGGCUAAAAGGUUAAAAGCACAUGAGGAUGCUAAUGCAGCUCGAAGACUUACUGCUGAUCAGAGACGAGAAAAGAAGGCAAGAAAACUUAAAGAGGAUACCACACUUGGUGUACAUGUCGCUGUUUAUAGAAUACGUGAUCUUUUAAAUAACGCUUCAAAGAAAUUUAAAGUGGAAACAAAUGCAAAGCAACUUUAUCUAACAGGCUGUGUAAUGCUUUUCCGAGACUGCAAUGUCGUUGUAGUCGAAGGAGGAGCAAAACAAUUAAGUAAAUAUAAACGAUUAAUGAUGACUCGAAUCAAAUGGGAAGAAGAUAUUAUAAAAGAUAAUGACGGGAAUGAUGUGCCGAAUAAAUGCGUUCUUGUAUGGGAAGGAACUAGUAAGCAACGGCAUUUUGGAGAAAUUAAAUUCAAAGUUUGUCCCAUUGAAAAGAUGGCACGAGAGCACUUUAAAAAACAUCAAGUUGAACACUAUUGGGAUUUAGCUUAUAGUGGAGCAGUACUUGAUAAUACUGACGAUGUUCAUUCUUAGAGAUAGAUUUUGUAAUUUCAGCAAUAAAUAUUAACACGCUAAUAUGGACACAAUCAUAGAUAAUUGCAAUACAUCUUAAAUCAAUAAUUAUUAAAUAAUUAUGGGAGCAAAAAAUAGCAAAAAAUGGACAAUGUAAACAAUGGCACACGGAGCGAAAAUAAAAGUGCUCAAGGCCUCUUCAGUAACAGUUUUAUUUUUAAGUAGUUAUAGAAACCCAUCCAAAAUGUGAAAUGAAAUUGUUCAAAUUAUUUCUAAUAAUUCAAUCUAAGAUCACAUCUUUUAUUUGUUAAAUCAAAUAAAUUUUCUCUUUUGAAGAAUUCUAUUGUUAUUACUAUAAUUCAAAACAAAGAUCUAAGACAUAAAGUGUGUUGCUUUAUAAUUUCUAUCUAAU